CGAAACGUUUUCAUUUUGUGCCCGAAAUGCUAUAAUCUGUGUGUUGAGUACCGUGAGGUGACGAGUAGUGGAGAGUCAGCGGGUGAAUUUUAAUAAGUGCUGCCGGUCAGCUGGGUGGUGCUGACACAAUUGUCACGACUCCUAUUGAAUGCGCAUGAAGUGAAACGUGGAAAUGGGUACUUUUGUGCCAAACACGAGUUGUGGACCGUGCCUGUACUGCAAUAGCAUGUCACCAGAUGCCCCUGAGGAGCUUCUCCGGUGUGACGUGUGCAGACGGUGUGCGCACAUAUCGUGUCUCAAGUCAGGCUUGCCAAAGGGAGUUCUCAUAGGGGACAACUUCUUCAACUUCACUUGCUGUAUGUGUCAUCACAGUGGACAAGAUACCACCGUUCGAGCCAAAUUAAAUACGUCUCAGAUUUUGCUGUUGGUGCUGUAUAACCUACAUAUGGUAGAGGCCCACACUACUCGUAAUGGCUUCUUUCACUUGAAGAUCCACAUUUAUAAGUUCCUUAACCACCACUGGAAGGAAAUAUUCGGUCCAGAAAGUCGGAAAAAGAAGAAAAAGGUUAUGCAAGCUUCACUGAGUGGGCAGCUGUCUCAUUAUGGACAGUAUUUUGUUAGCGGUUUUGAGACGCUGCGAGAUGGAGGGUGGUAUAAACUAGCGAGUGUUCUUCCUCCGGCUCAGAUCAUACAGCGGCAGAUGACCAAGAAACAGGGUGGCAAGGAUACUUUAAGACAUAGAAGUAGAAAAAUGGUGAAGGAUGAAUCGUCUAAGGAGAUAGCACACAUUAAGGAGGAAGUAGUGGAUGAAUCUGUAAGUUCUGGCGAUGUUUCGUUUGACAGCCACGAUGAUUCGUCUCGAGGGUCGUGGUUCACGGAGAGAGAGCUCCUGAAGCCCCACACUUGUCCACCCCAGGCGCUCUUUGAUAGUGAGGAAGAUGAAGAUGAACAAGAAACAAAGCCAUGUUUUCUGCAAGUGAAGAUGGAUUUGAAGAAAGAAGUAACACUGGAAGAAGUUAAUCCAGAUUGUGAAAUGAAAGAGAGGCCAAACAUUAAGGUAAAAGAGGAAGAUUGUGAUGCAGAGUUCAUUGAUGUAGAUGGAAAUGAAAGUGAAGUGCCACCAGACGACAAGAGAGAGAGAGAGCCACUAGAGGACCCUCUGUGGAUUAAAGCAUCACUCUUCACCAAGACCACCACCUCUGACACCAUGCUCAAGGCUCAUCCACCUACAUCAAAACAGGAAACAAAAGAAAGUGUACGUGCAUUGAGUGGAUAUGAGGAGCGACAGUUGCUGCGGCACUUAGAGCAUCUUCAGGAAUCUGGUCCUUUACCCCCACAUCUGCAUCGUUUUCGUCGAAAAUUGGCUGUCAGAAAAAUGAAGUAUGAACAUGGCCUUCCACUUUUCAACUUGGACUCGGAGAUAAAGUUUUUGCGUAGUCACGGUAGACUGAGGAGUCGUCACGAACUAGUUAGGGGCAAGAUAAUGCAAGAUACAAAAGACUCGACUUCUAGAGUUCUAGACAGAUUUCAGGUGUGUAUUGGCGAACAGCAGCAGAAGCAAGAGGAAAUGACCAGUUUCUUGGUGAAGCUUGUUGGUCGUCCUGCCGGAACACCGCCACUCAUCCACAGUCCCUAUACUCUCAGGAAACUGAAGCCAUACAUCAUGCAAGAUUACGAGUCACUUCCUCUGAAACUUAAACUUCUACGAGAGAUUAUCUCGUAUCCACAUCGCAAUGAAGUCGGAUGGUGCCUGCCUCCCAGACAUCCAAUAGAUUAUUGUUAUGUGACACCCAAAUAUAUUCCUGCCAUGAAUCAGCUAGCAAGGCAUUUCUUCUGGCCUGGGAUUGAUUUGUCAGAAGUGCUACAGUAUCCAGAUCAUACUUGUGUUGUCCUCUACCGUAGCUUAGUGGUGGGGUUUGGGGUGCUCGUUCCUGACACAGGCUUCAACAUGGCAUACCUGUCAUUCCUGCUAGUGCACCCAGAAUGGCGACAUGCUGGUAUUGCUACAUUUGUUCUCUAUCACUUGAUUCAAACAUGCAUGGGUAAAGACGUGACUCUACAUGUUUCUGCAACAAAUCCAGCACUCAUUUUGUAUCAGCGUUUUGGCUUCAAGGUGGAGGAGUUUCUCUCUGGAUUCUAUGACAAGUAUCUACCUGAGGACAGCCCAGAAUGCAAACAUGCCAUGUUUCUACGCCUCAGCAGAUGAUUUUUUAUCGAGUUUCUUAAAGUUCUGGAGAAAUAAAAAUACAUGUAUAGAAAAA
Messenger RNA from Procambarus clarkii (red swamp crayfish), 2261 nucleotides. RefSeq names its product cysteine-rich protein 2-binding protein. The record is from RefSeq and is a predicted model, not a curated record. Lineage: Eukaryota; Metazoa; Arthropoda; Malacostraca; Decapoda; Cambaridae. Gene Ontology annotation, molecular function: acyltransferase activity, transferring groups other than amino-acyl groups.